This is a messenger RNA of Cyprinodon variegatus (sheepshead minnow), 1309 nucleotides long. RefSeq names its product methionyl aminopeptidase type 1D (mitochondrial) (gene metap1d). The coding region runs from base 15 to 1040 and encodes 341 amino acids. NCBI's taxonomy places the organism in Eukaryota, Metazoa, Chordata, Actinopteri, Cyprinodontiformes, Cyprinodontidae. The transcript is spliced from 10 exons. Gene Ontology annotation, molecular function: metalloaminopeptidase activity. The record is from RefSeq and is a predicted model, not a curated record. Gene Ontology annotation, biological process: proteolysis.
ACAUAGGGUAUUUAAUGGCUGCCGUUGUUGCUCGCUGCCCUGUUGGGCUUUCAUGCAGGAAAGGACUUGGUCGUUUCCUCCGUAGAGUUACAUCUUUGGGUAUCUGUGUUGGACCGACUGAUCUUUUGUGUGAGCAACAACGUACCUUUUUCUGGAGGAAGUGGAAAAGCUCUCAUAAUGUGGUUCGUCCAGCUACUGUUCGGCCAGCCUACGCAGUGCCUAAGCACAUCGUGCAGCCUGACUAUGUCAGCACUGGGCUGGUUCCUGAGUGGCCAGACUACAUUGAGAUCAAGAACAAAGAGCAGAUUGAAGGCCUAGCUAGAGCAUGCCAGCUCGCCAGACACAUAUUGCUACUUGCUGGAGGCAGUCUGAAAGUGGGUAUGACAACAGAGGAAAUCGACUUCAUUGUGCACCAAGAGACUAUCAGGCACAAUGCUUACCCCUCCCCUCUUGGAUAUGGAGGUUUUCCCAAGUCUGUCUGUACAUCUGUAAAUAAUGUGGUGUGUCAUGGCAUACCUGACAGCCGCAAACUUGAAGAUGGUGAUAUUAUCAACAUUGACGUCACAGUUUAUUUGGAUGGUUACCACGGCGAUACCUCAGAAACCUUCUUGAUUGGUGAGGUGGAUGAGGUUGGCCAGCAGCUAGUAGAGACUGCCAGGCGUUGCAGAGAUGAGGCCAUUGCUGUCUGCAAACCAGGUGCACAGCUUUGUGUCAUAGGAAACACUAUCAGUGAAAUAGCCCAUUCUAAAGGCUUUCAAGUGUGUCCAUAUUUCAUUGGACAUGGAAUAGGCUCUUACUUUCAUUGCCAUCCUGAGAUAUGGCACCAUGCUAACGAUAAUGACAUAACCAUGGAUGAAGGGAUGGCUUUCACAAUAGAGCCUAUAGUGAUGGAGGGAUCUCCAGAGUUUAGAAUUUUGAAAGACAAGUGGACCGCUGUGUCGGUCGAUGAUAAAAGGUCAGCUCAGUUUGAACACACGGUGGUCAUCACAGCAGAAGGGGCGAAGGUUCUCACCAAACUACCAGAAGAGGACAAUCUGUGACAGCAAUGACUGCUAGGUGGAAUAGUAAACCAUUUGUUCUUCUAAGCUCUUUUUUUGUGUUAGAAUAAAACACUGUUAUGCUACAAACUGUCUUAGAAUGGGGAAGACCAAAUUGUAUUUCAUCAAACAGGAAUGCAGUCAUGUUUGCUUUAUUCAAACUUGAGAAAUAUUAUAAAAGCUGAACUUAUUGUUGGUUUGAGGAAUUUAAUGCUCGUACAACAUUGUUAGACUAAACUACAGAACAUGUUGCAUUCAAAUAAAGAUAAAAU